Messenger RNA from Odobenus rosmarus divergens (Pacific walrus), 2537 nucleotides. It is a transcript of the gene TNFAIP3, whose product is annotated as tumor necrosis factor alpha-induced protein 3-like. Gene Ontology annotation, molecular function: K63-linked polyubiquitin modification-dependent protein binding; zinc ion binding; DNA binding. Gene Ontology annotation, biological process: protein K29-linked deubiquitination; cytoskeleton organization; cell migration. Gene Ontology annotation, cellular component: cytoplasm; nucleus. NCBI's taxonomy places the organism in Eukaryota, Metazoa, Chordata, Mammalia, Carnivora, Odobenidae. The record is from RefSeq and is a predicted model, not a curated record. The coding region runs from base 165 to 2537 and encodes 790 amino acids. The transcript has 9 exons.
ACACCCCCGGCCGACCCGGCCAGCGAGCGAGCGCCGAGCCCCGGCGUCCAUGGGGCGCCUCCUCCGUGCGGCCCCGACCCCCGCCUGCGGCGCGCGCCUGCCCUGACCUGGACUUAGGACUUCGGAAGAGGAUUGCGCGGCCGGGACAGGUGUUGCAGAGCACAAUGGCUGAACAACUCCUUCCCCAGGCUUUGUAUUUGAGCAACAUGCGGAAAGCUGUGAAGAUACGAGAGAGAACUCCAGAAGAUAUAUUUAAGCCUACCAAUGGGAUCAUUCACCAUUUUAAAUCCAUGCACCGAUACACACUAGAAAUGUUCAGAACUUGCCAGUUUUGCCCACAAUUUCGGGAGAUCAUCCACAAAGCUCUCAUUGACAGAAAUAUCCAGGCCUCCCUCGAAAGCCAGAAGAAGCUCAACUGGUGUCGAGAAGUCAGGAAGUUGGUGGCGCUGAAAACGAAUGGUGAUGGAAACUGCCUCAUGCAUGCUGCUUCUCAGUAUAUGUGGGGUGUUCAGGACACAGACCUGGUCCUGAGGAAGGCACUCUUCAGCACUCUCAAGGAGACGGAUACACGCAACUUUAAAUUCCGCUGGCAGCUGGAGUCUCUUAAGUCUCAGGAAUUUGUGGAAACGGGGCUUUGCUAUGACACUCGGAAUUGGACCGAUGAAUGGGACAGCCUUGUCAAAAUGGCAUCCACAGACACACCCGUGGCCCGAGGUGGACUUCAGUAUAACUCCCUGGAAGAAAUACACAUAUUUGUCCUUUGCAACAUCCUCAGAAGGCCAAUCAUUGUCAUUUCAGACAAAAUGCUGAGAAGUUUGGAAUCGGGUUCCAAUUUUGCUCCCUUGAAGGUGGGAGGGAUUUACCUGCCUCUCCACUGGCCAGCUCAGGAGUGCUACCGAUACCCCAUCAUUCUCGGCUACGACAGCCAGCACUUUGUACCCCUGGUGACCCUAAAGGACAGCGGACCUGAAAUCCGAGCUGUUCCACUAGUUAACAGAGAGCGAGGAAGAUUUGAAGACUUAAAAGUUCACUUUUUGACGGAUCCUGAAAACGAGAUGAAGGAAAAGCUCUUGAAAGAGUACUUGAUGGUGAUUGAAAUCCCUGUCCAAGGCUGGGACCAUGGCACCACCCAUUUGAUCAAUGCCGCAAAGCUAGAUGAAGCCAACUUACCCAAAGAAAUAAAUCUGGUAGAUGAUUACUUUGAACUUGUCCAGCACGAGUACAAGAAAUGGCAGGAGAACAAUGAGCAGGAGCGGAGAGAGAUGCAUGCUCAGAAUCCUUUGGAACCUUCCAUUCCACAGCUUUCUCUCAUGGACAUAAAAUGUGAAACCCCCAACUGCCCUUUCUUCAUGUCGGUGAACACGCAGCCGCUGUGCCACGAGUGCUCAGAGAGGCGGCAAAAGACCCAAAGCAAAUCCUCAAAGCUGCACUCCAAGCCAGGCCCUGAGGUGCUCCCUGGCAUGGCCCUCGGGGCUUCCCGGGGCGAGGCCUAUGAGCCCGUGGGCUGGAGCCCCGAGGAGCCGGCUGGGGGGCCUCGUUCGGCCCCUCCGACGGCACCCAGUCUCUUCCUGUUCAGCGAGACCACUGCUAUGAAGUGCAGGAGCCCCGGCUGCCCUUUCACACUGAAUGUGCAGCACAACGGAUUUUGUGAGCGCUGCCACAACGCCCGGCAGCUGAACGCGGGCCACCCCUCGGACGGCACGAGGCACUUGGACCCCGGUAAGUGCCGAGCCUGCCUGCAGGACGUCACCAGGACGUUUAAUGGAAUCUGCAGUACUUGCUUCAAAAGGACUACGGCAGAGCCCUCCUCGGGCCUCAACUCCAGCAUCCCUCCUUCCUGUCACCAGAGGUCCAAGUCAGACCCCUCGCAGCUCAUCCAGAGUCUCUCCCCACAUUCUUGCCACAGAGCCGGGACCGAGGCUCCCUCUGGCUGCCUCUCUCAGGCCACGCGGACUCCGGGGGACGGGACGGGGACGAGCAAGUGCAGAAAAGCCGGCUGCAUGUAUUUUGGGACUCCAGAAAACAAAGGCUUCUGCACGCUGUGUUUCAUCGAGUACAGAGAAAACAAACAUUUUGUCAGUGCCUCCGCGAAAGCCAGUCCCACAGCCCCCAGGUUCCAGAAUGCUGUCCCCUGCCUGGGCAGGGAAUGUGGCACCCUGGGAAGCACCGUGUUUGAAGGAUACUGUCAGAAGUGUUUCAUCGAAGCUCAGAGUCAGAGAUUUCACGAAGCAAAAAGGACCGAAGAGCAACUGAGGUCGAGCCAGCGCAGAGACGCGCCUCGAAGCACGGCGAGCGCCUCCAGGCCCAAGUGUGCCCGGGCCUCCUGCAAGAACAUUCUAGCCUGCCGCAGCGAGGAGCUCUGCAUGGAGUGCCAGCACCUCGGGCAGCGAGUGGGCGCGGGGGCCCACCGGGGCGAGCCAGCUCCCGAGGAGCCCCCCAAACAGCGCUGCCGGGCCCCCGCCUGCGAUCACUUCGGCAACGCCAAGUGUAGCGGCUACUGCAACGAGUGCUUCCAGUUCAAGCAGCUGUACGGCUGA